Molecule: messenger RNA, 3353 nt
Organism: Porites evermanni
Lineage: Eukaryota; Metazoa; Cnidaria; Anthozoa; Scleractinia; Poritidae
Source: the annotation of a GenBank genome assembly
AUGGCAGCAGGUUUGCCUCGUAGAAUAACCAAGGUAGGCUUAUGGACAUGCGAUUUUGCCAACGAACAAACAAAGAGACUGAAAUCGUCAGCCUUUUGAUUUAUUAAUUAGACAUUCUGAGUGUAGCUUAAAACCCGGUAUUUCCCUUUCGAAUUGCAACUAAAGUUAUUAUGACUUUAGGAAACUCAGCGAUUGCAAGCCGAACCUGUUCCUGGCAUAACGGCUGUUCCAGAUGAACACAAUGCUAGAUACUUUAAAGUUUCAAUGGAUGGUCCUAGUCAGGUUGGAAUUUUCCCUUUUGUCCUAUUUUAGCUAAGUUGAUUAAUUUUGUUCAUCCCUCAUUGGUAUGUUGCGUAGCCGUAAAUUUCUUUACUCGUAGGAUCACUUAAAUUGCUUAAACCAGCUUUUAUUUUGGUGUAGCCCUAAUAAGACUUCCAUAAAAGUUAGCCCUAAGGACUUCAAGGUUUAGGAUAAGGGUUAUUUCCCCCCUCCCCCCACCCCACUCCUCUUUCAGUUUAUGGGGUUAGGAUCAGGGUUUGUUUUGGGGGUUACCUGCCGGCAGUGUAGGGUUGACAAGGUUAGAGUUAGGGUAGGGCACCCUGUGAGUAGGAACAUUUCAUGGUUAGUGUAGAAUUUGCACAGUCCAAAAGAUAUGUUUUAACGUUUUUGUUUUGUUUUGCUAAACUAGCCUGUCCACAGACAUUUUUUUCUUUUUAAAGAAUUGUACAGGUCCGCAAGUGAAGCGAGCACAGCAGAGUGAGCAGGGAGUGCAAUCACAUGUGCAAAGCAUGAGAAAAUAGAAAGAAAUGUCUAUAGACAUCUUUGGGGAAAAAGUCCCUAUUUUAUGUCAACACCUUGUUAUUAUCACCUCAUUAUCACCCUAUCAUUCACGAGACCAGUUAAAUUGAACCAAUGAUAUUAAAAAUGUUAAAUGUUUGUGAAAUCAGGGAUCAAGCAGUUUUCUGCCGAGCUGUUAACAAGCUCCAAUUCUUAAGAUAAUGUGAAAUGAGUGAUAAGAAUAACAUUAUUCUUUGCAAACUCUGCACAUAAAUGUAUAAUUUCUGCUACUGUAUUUUCUUAGUUUUUUCUGUGGCAUAAUUUGAUAAUUUUUUUAAGGUGUAAUAAUUGUUAUUCCUUAUGUAGUAAUUGUAAUCAUAUUUUCAUAACUUUAAUAAGUUUUGGUAAGUUUGUCAAUGCUAAAUAACGAUUGUUUGGGUUUUUUAGUCACCAUUUGAAGGUGGCAAAUUCACACUGGAAUUGUUCCUCCCUGAAGAGUAUCCAAUGGCUGCACCAAAAGUAAGAUUCAUGACAAAAAUUUACCAUCCAAACAUUGAUAAACUUGGUCGCAUAUGCCUGGACAUUUUGAAAGGUAAGUGGAUUAAACUGACAUCUCAUUAUCAGGACUUGCUGGUGAGAAGUUAUUUACUAAGGGGACUGUUUAAUUUAUUAAGUUUUUCCUAUCUGUGAUGAGUGCUACAAAAGUAUACAAUAAAUUGCAGUAAACAAUUAUCAGCACCAUGCAAAUGACUUAUUGACAGACUGAAGCAAAACAGACAACAACAGAAUGACCGGAUGACCAAUAAUUUGACUAACAAUAAACGACUGUUCAACUGUGACAAAUAGACGGUAGUGUUCAUAGCCAAUAACAUCUUAACAGCUAAACUGACAGGACGACCAAUAACAAAGCAACUUAAUUGGCCAAUCAGGUCAAUAAGCAGAGUUUAAUACCACCAACUGACGUGAUACAACCCACUUUGACUCUGAAGAUGACUACAGCACAGGUUGUUGAAACAUCAGUCGCUGUCAACAAUAGUCCUAUUCAGGACUACAUUCACCUGGACAGUCAUGUUCCACCUACUAAUAAAAUGACUCAGCACCUGGUGUUAAAUCUUUCCCAAUAGUGGGGAGAUUUAGAAUGGCAUUUAAAGCUUGUGGUUGAUGUCAGAUUCAAGUUCACAGUUUCUGAAUUAGAGAAUGAGUAGGUAAAAGGUGUCUAACACAAUUCUUAUGGAUGAAACUGACAUGAGUAUAUUGAUUAUUUUCUUUGUAGAUAUUACAGGUCUAAAUUAAAUUUGGGUUAAGAUUUCUUAACCUAGGUUGAUUCUCAAUUUCCUUUGCCUGCUAGCCUUAAUAACUCCUAGUUUAGGGUUAGAAGACAAAGGACACCUAGACUAAAAAAUUUUUAAAAAUUUUGGCCUGCAACAUAGAUGUAAUGAACAGCAGAUGACAAGUUGAAAGGGAAAUUUGAACGUAAAAAAAAUUGUAAACCAUAAUUUGUUUACUCGUGGAGCACUUGGAGUUCUUAACAUGUUGAAACGUGUGUGCGUUCAGAUCGAAUUGGAAUUUGUAAGUGUUGGUUUCUUUGGAGAGGGGAAAACCAAAGCACCCGGAGAAAAUUAAACGUCUCAGAGCAAGGGAGAAAACCAACAAGAAACUCAACUCACAUAUUUCAUGGUUCGAUUUGACAUUAUUUUGCCGUUGCCAUAAAGAUGAUUCUAAAUCUCUCUAAUGUAUAUCAACGUUAUUGAUUCUAGGAGGAACAGGGAUUGAUAUUUUAUUUUCUACAACUGUAGAUAAAUGGAGCCCAGCUCUUCAGAUCCGUACAGUUCUCCUAUCUAUUCAGGCACUUCUUAGUGCCCCAAACCCUGAUGAUCCUCUCGCUAAUGACGUAGCUGACGAGUGGAAAACAAAUGAGAGCAAGGCCAUUGAAACUGGUAUGUAAAAAGUGUAUUUACAGAUUUUAAAAAAAUUUUGCAACUUGCAUAUUGUAUUCAUAUCUGAAUUUUUCUCUUCAUGUUGAAUGAGAUUGGUAAAAUACUGUAAAAUUUGUUGUUUCAGAGUGAACUCUUGAGAACAUCCAAAUACUUAUAUCAUAUUUCACGUUCUUGUUGUUGUGAACAAUAAAUUGUAAUAGCGUGAUAAAUGUUGCCUUCUAGGUUAAUUUCUGCCACAUUUUGGGCCAACUUUUAGAAAACCUGCUAAACCUUUUAAACCUGCUAAGGAAACAUUAUGUACCAAGAUGCAAAAUGGUAUGAGAAAAGGUUGCAAGCUAUGUAAAAUGAGGAAUAGUCCAUUCUUGCCACAGAGUUAACCCAAGAACAUAAAGAGUGAUUGACCUAUUUGAGGCUUAUAAUGACAGAUGUUGAACCAUGAUUUAACUUCACUUCCACAAGAUUAAAAAAAAUAAUUAGUAAAAAGAUGAUCCUUUUGUAAUCUUAUAAUACAAACUUUAACAAAACUCCCCAGAGAGGGUAAACUAGGGCAAUCAGAAUGAGCUUACUAACUUGAUCUGUGAAUUGCCUCUUUAAAUUGCAGCAAAAGAGUGGACAAGGAAAUAUGCCAAAGGAACUUGA